UAAGCGGUAGUCUCACGACCCGGAUAGUAAACAAUAAACAUGGAGUCGUUAGUGUUGCUGGUCUUGGUGCUGUGGCUUGUUGUCACCGACAACGCCAACAGAUACUGGCAAGAGCGUAUAGAUGAGGCGAGGCAUAUAAGGCUUCAGAAAUUCUCGUAAUUCUUCUUCUUCCGGGUUUACGGUGUUUACAGAUCCCAGCGUGCUCACGGGGCGUGUGUGGGCAUGUGAGGACACUCCUCCUCACCAAUCAGUGCACAGGGGAGUGUCUGCUCACGCCCCUAGCCCCACUCCAAAACCGUGUGAGUUUUGGGUGCUGAGUAGGGCUGAAGCGAGCUGAGUCGUGCUGCUCUGAGGUAGUCGAAACACGAGCCGUGUCGGGCUGAAGUGAGCUGAAAAAGGGUCGUGGAAAAGGGCCAUAUGUGUCAGCCCUGUGAUGACCUGGCGGCUUGUCCAGGGUGUACCCCGCCUUUCGCCCGUAGUCAGCUGGGAUAGGCUCCAGCUUGCCUGCGACCCUGUAGAACAGGAUAAAGCGGCUAGAGAUGAUGAGAUGAGAUGAAGUGUCUGAACCUCCUGGAAUCUUUUCAGCCAAAUCUGAGAUGGUCGAGUAGGAGCAUUCGGAGAUUUGACAUGGAUGACCCUGAUACCAAAAGAAGAAAGUGUGGAAAGGAGUCAAAGGCAGCUGUGAGCUCCAAGAGAACAGCACCAGCUGACAGCAGGAGAAGAAUGUCGUGUUUUAAGGGGGAUAUGAACUUUUGCCCGGAGUGUGGUAAUAUCCUUCCAAUCCCAGGAGUUCAUGAUUUUAUUACCUGUCCUCGAUGUGCCUUCAAAAUCCCUGUCCGAGAAAUUUCAGGGCACGUGAUCAAGUCGUCAGUGGUGUUUAAUUCGUUAGAGAAGAGCUCAUCUACUGUCAGAAGUGAAGAAGACUCUGAGCUAAAAGGCCCAGUGAUUGACCGGAGGUGUUCACGCUGUAAUAAAGAAGGAAUGGUUUACCACACGAGACAAAUGCGAUCUGCUGAUGAAGGCCAGACGGUGUUUUUCACAUGUAUACACUGCAGAUACCAAGAAAAGGAGGAUUCAUGAGAAGAGAGCAGAGGAUUUUUUUUUUCUUUCUUUGGACCACAAAAAUUUCACUUGAUCACCACCAAAGUGUAAUAUUCUCUCUCUCUGUCUGUCUGUUUCUUGUGCUCUCUCUCUCUCUCUCUCUCGCUCUUUGUCUGUCUCUUGCUCUUUGUCUCUCUCUCUGUGUCUGUGUGUGUCUGUCUCUUGCUCUUUGUGUGUGUGUAUCUCUCUCUGUCUGUCUGUCUCUUGCUCUGUCUCUCUGUCUUUCUCUCUGUCUGUGUCUCUCUCUCUGUCUCGCGCUCUCUCUCUAUCUCGCUCUUUCUCGCUCUGUCUGUGUGUCUCUCUUGCUGUGUGUGUGUCUCUCUCUCUGUGUGUCUCUCUUGCUCUUUGUCUCUCUCUGUCUUUCUCUCUCUGUCUGUCUGUGUCUCUCUCUCUCUCGCUCGCUCUCUGUCUGUCUCACUCUUUCUCUCACUUUCUUUCUGUCUCGCUCUCUGUCUCACAUUGUCUGUCUCUGUCUAUCUGUUUGUCUGUCUGUGUUUCUCUCUCUCUCUCCCCCCGUGUGUGUGUGUGUGUGUGUGUGAGAGAGAGAGAGAGAGAGAGAGAGAGAGAGAGAAGUCAGCCACUCGUUUGACAUCUGGAUUGUCUUUACAGUAUGAUCCCACUUUGCAUUUGGGAUUUUGAUUUAAAUAAUAAAGAAUAAUGACAUAAAA
Messenger RNA from Neoarius graeffei (lesser salmon catfish), 1769 nucleotides. It is a transcript of the gene polr1h, whose product is annotated as RNA polymerase I subunit H. Lineage: Eukaryota; Metazoa; Chordata; Actinopteri; Siluriformes; Ariidae. Gene Ontology annotation, molecular function: DNA-directed RNA polymerase activity; nucleic acid binding; zinc ion binding. The transcript has 5 exons. The record is from RefSeq and is a predicted model, not a curated record. The coding region runs from base 553 to 1080 and encodes 175 amino acids. Gene Ontology annotation, biological process: termination of RNA polymerase I transcription; DNA-templated transcription. Gene Ontology annotation, cellular component: RNA polymerase I complex.